Messenger RNA from Dendronephthya gigantea, 1604 nucleotides. Its product is annotated as serum paraoxonase/arylesterase 2-like. NCBI's taxonomy places the organism in Eukaryota, Metazoa, Cnidaria, Anthozoa, Malacalcyonacea, Nephtheidae. The record is from RefSeq and is a predicted model, not a curated record. Gene Ontology annotation, molecular function: arylesterase activity. The transcript is spliced from 7 exons. Bases 158 to 1267 code for a protein of 369 amino acids.
UUGAUUAUUCUGGAAUUUGUAAACUGUGGAACAACCUUUUGUUGCAAUUAUUUCUUCUUGCAUCGCAUCACAGAUCAUUUGCAUUGGUUGGCAAAUUCUAUCAGCUUGUUAAACGAUUUUUUAAAAUAGAUUGUUUUAAUCAUAAAGUAUUGGAAGUAUGGGGCUUGUGAGGCAAAUGUUGGUGGUCGCUUUUUGUGCAUGGCUUUUAUUGCGUGUGAUUGUGCUCAAUAGAGGCUUUCGUAUUGCAGGAUUUGGUAUACCAGUUUUCAACCACAAUCCAGGAUCUUGCAAGAUAUUUCAUGUUAAUGGUUCAGAAGAUAUUGAUGUGCUACCAAAUGGGCUUGCUGUGAUUUCAUCGGGCUUGAUAUUUCGUCUUGGCAUUCGUCAAGUUGACCCAACAAUGGAGCAUUAUAAAGGAAUGCUUUAUGUAUUUGACCUCAAUAAUCCUGAAGCAAAACUGACACCAUUAUCAUAUGAAAAUUUCAAUGACUCUGCAUUCCAGCCUCAUGGAAUUGACUUCUACAUUGAUAAAAAAACUGAAGAAAUUAGCCUUUUUGUUGUGAACCAUGCUGAAGGAAAACAUAGCAUUGAGAUUUUUCAAUUUGAUCAGGAAAACAUGGUGCUUCGUCAUAAAAAAACAGUUGUUGAUGAAGAAAUCUAUACACCCAAUGAUGUUGUAGCUGUGGGGCCAGACAAAUUUUAUAUCACAAAUGAUCAUUAUUUUGUGAAAAGUAAAUUGCUGAGGUUGGUUGAAGUAUUUUAUCCUCUGAAGAUAGGAACUGUUGCAUUUUACAAUGGCACUAGUACGAAAAUUGUUGCAGGCAAAUUUCAGUUUGCAAACGGAAUAAACAUUGAUGAAAGUGGAAGAUAUGUUUUUGUUGCAAAUGGUCUUGCAGGUGAAGUAGUUGUUUUUGAACGUGAUAACGAUGACAAUUUAAUUGAGCGUCAGCAAAUCAAUGUGGGUGUUGGAUUAGACAAUGUAAAUGUUGACAAAAAUGGUGAUCUCUGGCUUGGGGUAGUGAAUUUUGGGUACUUUGAUUAUGCUGCAAACUUCAGCAAUCCGUGUCCAGGUGCUGUGCUGCAGGUGAAACUUAGCAAGCAGGAGAAUGACAGAGUUCCUUUCAAAGUCGAUGACAUACGUGAAGUGCUUUCAAAUAGCGGGGAUGGAGAAUUCAAAUGUGUUUCAGUUGCAUCAUUUUACAAUGGGAAACUGCUAGUUGGUAAUCCCUUUAGUAAUCUCAUGCAUUGCGAAGUUGUUUCAUUUUAGCCCUCAAAUUUCAAUUAUUUUCUAAAUCCAAUUCAUCUUACAUCUAUAGUAAUAAAGCAACGAUUAUUAGUAAAUGCUUAUUAAUUUGAUAUUUCCCAGUUCCCUCGAAACAGGGCUAGAGUGGGAGAACCGAUAGAUUGGCGUGACGUCACGCAGUGGAUGCGAGUCAGGCAGCAUCUGACCCCUAAAGCCGAAGGCUUAGUAUAUAUGACAUUGCUCUAUGUGGUGAUCCAUUGUGAGAUUAUUAAUCGUUUCCUGCGAUUACGCGUGGUCUCUUUAUACUAAAUUUAACUUUUUUCGUUUUCCAAUAACGUUCAAGCAUGUUUUAUAACCGUAA